CAGCCUGGGGCUCGCCUGCAGCGCAGAUCCCGCCGGAGGCGCGUAGGAAGGAGCAGCCGGGGGCUCCGCGGCCGUGCCGGGCCGUGCCGUGCCGUGCCGUGCCCUCAGCCCACGCCGGGCCCUCAGCCCGUGCGGGGCCCCCGUUACCGCGGUAACCGCCCGGCCCUUCCCGACAGCCCCCGCGCGCCGCCGCCGCCAUCUUGAGGCCUGGCAGCGCGCCCCCGCGUCCAAGAUGGCCGCCCGACCCUCAGCGGGCACUUCCGGCCGCGCCGAGGCCGCGGUGCUGGUAACGGCGGAGCGGCCGCGCCGCCGCCCGGGCCCGGCCCGCCGGAACGGCCUCUGAGGCCUCCGGGGAGCGCGACCGGCGGACAUGGCGCUGCUGCUGCUGCGGAUGGGGCUUCUCCGCGGCCGCUGCGCCUUCUGGCGGCCGCCCGCCGCCGCCUGGGCCCGGCCCCGCGGUUGUGCCUUCGGAGGGGUUCGCGGCCUGCAGAGCCUCCUGGCACCAACACUUUCCCUGCCACGUCAAGGCCUCGGUGGAGUCCUGACAAAACAGCACAUAAUCCGUGAUCCAGUCAGACUUUGGAAUCUCCUGGGUAGCACCUCUUGGUUUGCUACAUCCAGCUCUUGGGGGAGUAGCCAGAAGAAUGGAGGAUUCAAGAAGAAAUCUCCACAGGAGGAGGAUGAGGAGGAGAAGCGCAGGAGAAGGGAAAACCAGAUGCACCUGGAACGUUUGCGGGCGCUGCUGGUCCUCACCUUCGUGGUGCUGAUGCUUCGCUUCAUGAUCGGCGAGAACAGGGAAGGGACCAACAUCUCCUGGAACUACUUUGUGAAUGAGAUGCUGUCCAAGGGGGAGGUGCAGAGGAUCGAGGUGGUGCCUGAGAGUGACAUUGUGGAGAUUUAUCUGCACCCAGGUGGAACUCCACAUGGACAAGUUAACGUGACCCUGCUGUACACUAUGCGCGUGGCAAACAUCGACAAAUUCGAAGAGAAGCUCAGAGCCGUGGAGGAUGAGCUGAAUAUUGAUGAGAAAGACAGAAUCCCCAUUUCCUACAAACACCCUGGCUUUUAUGGAAAUGAUGUCCUUUCCCUGAUAGUGACCCUGGUGGCCGUGUCCAUGCUGUGGAGCAUCUUCCGCCUCUUCAGGGUGGCGAGCAGGGCUGGAGGCUUCAAUGCCUUUAACCAGCUGAAGAUGGCUCGUUUCACCAUCGUGGAUGGGAAAUCUGGAAAAGGGAUUGGCUUCAAGGAUGUAGCAGGAAUGCAUGAGGCAAAAAUGGAAGUCAAGGAAUUUGUGGACUAUUUAAAGAAUCCCGAUCGCUACCUCCAGCUCGGGGCCAAAGUGCCCAAGGGUGCCUUGCUGCUGGGCCCACCAGGCUGUGGGAAGACUUUGCUGGCCAAGGCUGUGGCUACAGAGGCCCAGGUGCCGUUUUUGGCCAUGGCAGGCUCUGAGUUCGUGGAGGUGAUUGGAGGUCUGGGCGCCGCCCGCGUGCGCAGCCUGUUCCGGGAGGCGCAGGCGCGCGCGCCCUGCAUCGUCUACAUCGACGAGAUCGACGCCGUGGGCAAGAAGCGCUCCACCAACGUGUCUGGCUUUGCCAACGCCGAGGAGGAGCAGACCUUAAACCAGCUGCUGGUGGAAAUGGAUGGAAUGGGGACCACGGAUCAUGUCAUAGUGCUGGCUUCCACCAACCGUGCUGAUGUCCUGGACAACGCCCUGAUGAGACCUGGGAGGCUGGACAGGCACAUCUUUAUUGAUCUCCCAACACUGCAGGAGAGAAAGGAGAUCUUUGAGCACCACCUGAAAGGCCUCAAGCUGAUCCAGGAUGGCAGUUUCUACUCGCAGCACCUGGCAGAGCUGACCCCAGGAUUCAGUGGAGCUGACAUAGCAAAUAUCUGCAAUGAAGCUGCUCUUCACGCUGCCAGGGAAGGGCACAAAUCCAUUGAUACCUCCAACUUCGAGUAUGCUGUGGAAAGAGUCAUUGCAGGCACUGCCAAAAGAAGUAAGAUCUUGUCACCGGAGGAGAGGAGGGUGGUGGCGUUCCACGAAUCGGGGCACGCGCUGGUCGGGUGGCUGCUGGAGCACACCGAGGCCGUCAUGAAGGUGUCCAUUGCCCCUCGGACCAACGCGGCGCUGGGGUUCGCACAGAUCCUGCCCCGGGAGCAGUACCUGUUCACCAGGGAGCAGCUGCUGGAGAGGAUGUGCAUGGCCCUGGGGGGCAGAGUGGCCGAGGCCAUCACCUUUAACAAGGUCACCACAGGAGCACAGGAUGACCUGAAGAAGGUGACCAAGAUUGCCUACUCCAUGGUGAAGCAGUAUGGGAUGGUGCCCAGCAUCGGGCAGAUCUCCUUCCCUGACCCAGAGAGUGCCCCUGGCAUCGGCCGGCGCCCCUUCAGCCAGAGCCUGCAGCAGAUGAUGGACCAUGAAGCCAAAAUCCUGGUGGCUCAGGCUUACAGGCGCACAGAAAAGCUCCUGCUGGAGAACCGGGACAAGCUGCAAACCCUGUCCAAUGCCCUCCUGGAGAAGGAAGUGAUCAAUUACGAUGACAUUGAGGCGCUGAUCGGGCCCCCGCCCCACGGGCCCAAGAAGAUGAUUGCUCCUCAGAGCUGGCUGCAGGCAGAGAGGGACAAGCAGGACACCAGGGAAGAGGAAACACCUCCCCAGCCACCAAACCAGGAGGAGGAGGAGGAACCACGCCUGAGACCAGUGUGAACCCACUCCCACCUGGAGUGGGAGGGCUCCAGAGGCGUUUUUGGACACAGACCCUUUGCCUUCUCAGCUCCAGGAUCAAAGAUGCUGAGCUGUGCUGCUGCUGCUACCCCAAAAUGAAGGAAUGGCUACAUUGGCUCUUUGAGCUUUAUCCUGCAGGAAGGAGAACUCCUCAGGGUUUCAGGAUUGGUUCCUAAUGGGGUGGUGGUGAUGAGGAGUUGGUUAAGUCUGAUCUGCUGUGAAUGUUUCUUGUACACAGGAGCAGGGAGUGUAUUCCAGUGGGUGGAAGGUCCCAUGUAAGCCCCUUCUGGCUGUGCUCUGUGCCAUGGCAGGAGGGCAGGGCUGUGUCCUCAGCAUGGGGACACCCCUGUGGGGCUGAGCUGGGCUGCUGCAGCUCUUGUGUAACCUUUGAACACAACAAACAGCCCUGGCUGGAAUAAACUGCCCACAAUGUGCUGCUGUGUGUGUACAAUGUGUCAGGCUCCGAGGGGGUUUUGGCACACAUGAAGCUCAUUAGAGCUGUGGAGUGGCACAGGACAAGGGCCUCAGUCUCCCUGGUCAAUAAUUUAUAUCCAGUUUUUACAGUGAGUGUUUCUCAAGCAGAGGUUGAGGCAAAACUGUACAGAGCUGAGCAGUGAGACAUGGAAACCAACUGUGCAGAGGGUGACAGCACUCAUGGGAAGACUGUUCUGAACUGCUGGUUCUGAGCUGGAGAGGUGCUCUUGGAAAUCCAGUAAAGCAGUUGUGUUUGUUGGGAAUCCUCAGGAAAAGCUGCUUCAUCCUCAUGGCUGUUGCAAAACGGGCCCUGCUGACAGGGUUGUCUGGUGUUCAUCAGGGGAAGCACUAAAGUGGUUGUUGCUGCCUGGA
Molecule: messenger RNA, 3568 nt
Organism: Oenanthe melanoleuca
Lineage: Eukaryota; Metazoa; Chordata; Aves; Passeriformes; Muscicapidae
Gene: SPG7
Product: SPG7 matrix AAA peptidase subunit, paraplegin
Exons: 17
Coding region: 371-2704 (777 amino acids)
Biological process (GO): mitochondrial protein processing; protein-containing complex assembly
Cellular component (GO): m-AAA complex; membrane
Molecular function (GO): metalloendopeptidase activity; ATP binding; ATP-dependent peptidase activity
Source: RefSeq, a predicted model, not a curated record